AUGGCCCCCGUAGACAUUUUUGGACAUCCCUUGCGGCACCAACAAGACUUCCCUAGAAGCUUACACAGAUUCGUCUUCAUGGACACUUCGACUCUGUUUAUAUCUAUCUAUCUAUCUAUCUAUCUAUCUAUCUCAUUCUCCUCAAUUCAAUCUUUCUAUCUCGGGAUAUUCAUAUCUAUCUAUCUGUUUGUCAGUUCAUAUCUAACUACCUAUCUAUCUAUUUCAUUCUCCUCAUAUCUAUGUAUCUAUCUAUCUCAUUUUCCUCAUUUCUCUCUAUCUCAGUCUAUUCAUAUCUAUCUAUCUAUCUAUCUCAUUCUCCUCAUAUCUAUCUCAUUCUAUUCAUAUCUAUCUAUCUGUUUCAGUCAGUUCAUAUCAGUCUAUGUCAUUCUCCUCAUAUGUAUCUAUCUAUCUAUCUCAUUCUAUUCAUAUCUAUCUAUCCGUUUCAGUCAGUUCAUAUCUAUCUAUCUAUCUCUUUUUCCUCAUAUCUAUUUAUCUAUCUAUCUCAGUCUGUAUCCCCGUAUCUAUCUAUCUAUCACUCACCCCUUAAUAUCUCUCUCUCUCUCACUCUCUCUCUCACUCUCUCUCUCUCUCUCUCUCUAUCUCUCUCUCUCUUCUUAUCUAUAUUCCUCUUUUCUUUCAAUUUUUGACAUUUCGAUUCCACUUAUUACUACUCCUGUUUCUAUCUAUCUAUCUAUCUAUCUAUCUAUCUAUCUAUCUAUCUAUCCAUCUAUCUAUCUAUCUAUCUGA
Messenger RNA from Acanthosepion pharaonis, 747 nucleotides. NCBI's taxonomy places the organism in Eukaryota, Metazoa, Mollusca, Cephalopoda, Sepiida, Sepiidae. The record is from the annotation of a GenBank genome assembly.